AGGAAGUGUUUAUUGUGGCUCAACAUUUCAGUCCUUCCUACCAGGAAAAGCAUAGUGGGAUAGCAGGAACCUUGAGACAAGCAUAGUUCACACUGUGACAGAUGAGGAAGCAGAAGGGGUUGGUGGGGGGGGUGUGAUGACUAGAUCCCAGAAAUAAGAAAUAAUUUUCAAAGGUUCAUCCCCAGGGACCUGAUCUCCAUGAGCUAGAACCCACCUCUUAAACUUACACAACAGUCAGCAGUAGUGGCAUAGACUAAUCCCAGCACUCAGAAGGGGAGGCAGAGACGGGAGGAUCUGUGAGACCCUGUCUCAAAAAUAAAUAAACAAACAAAACAAACAUCUUUUCGAACCCCCAAAUGACCCCAUCAGUGGAGUCUGGGCCUGUGAGGAACAUUUCAGACUCAAAGAGUAGCAGGCAGCAGGAAUGCUGGCCUCCGCAUAGGCCCUCUACCUGCUAUCAGAAUAGGAAUGCCAGGGUAUGCUAUCAUGCCAAGACCCGCCAGUGUGCAGAGAAACAGACAGGAGGAAAUAGAGGGCAGGCCAUGCAGGACAGAGCCAGAGAGAAACAAAGAUGACAAGAGGUGACUUCAUGGGCCAGCCCUUCAUUGUAUGCACAGGGAAGCCAGGCCUCAAGAAGGCUGGAAUUGGAGCAGCCAGCAUGACAUCUGCAAUCAUGGCAUCUGGUAGCAACUUAGAAAUGGGCUCCUCCCACCCAAAACUCCAAACAAGAAACCGAACAGACUGCUCUGCAGUUUAAGGGCGCUGGUUCAUUUCCCAGCACCUGAAUGAUGGCUCAUCGUCUUCUGUAGCUUCAGUUCCAAGGGAUCUGACACUCUCUGCUGGCUUCUAAUGGGUAUACAUACAUAAAUUUGGGCAAACUAUCCAUAUACACACAAAAUAAAUAAAAUUAAAACAGUCAAGUUAACUGGAAGAUAAUUUACCACUAAAUUGAUGUAAGUUGAUUUUUUGAGACAAGGUUUCUCUAUGUAGUCCUGACUAGCCUGAACUCUUUACGUAGGCCAUGCCUUGAACCCAUAGCUAUCCACCUGCAUCACCUCCCAAGUGCUGGGAUUAUCCUACCAAGUGUUCAAGUGUGUAAGCCAUUCACUAGUUUCACCUGUAGGAACUUACGGUCUAGGAAUGUGUGUGUACAAAGGUGGCGUCAUUUGUGAGAGGACACGAGGGAAGCUGGCUGGUAGUUGGUACUUCAUUAGUAAGCUAUGGCACAUCUGGGAAACGGAAUAUGAACAGUCAUUAAAGGAGGUGAGGGCUGCAGUGUGGCUCAGUGGUAGAACUUGGCGUGCCUGAGGACCUGGGCAGAAUCCCCAGCGCCGAGAAGAGCGUACCCAGCACACACUGUUUAGCAAAAUAAUCAAGUCACACAUUAUGUGCAGCAUGAAUCCGUUCAGGAUGGGUAACGAUAUAUGUUGCAAUGAAUGUUAGCAAAUUCCCUCAAGGCAACGCUUCUGUUUAGCAAGGUUUAAGAACCGAAGAUCUAAUCUACGGCUGGCAACUUUCUACUGUGUCUUUACCUAACGACUAGGCUCGGAGUCUAAUGCAGUCUGCAGCCCACCUUUCAGGGUUUGCCCAAGGUGUCACCUCCUCCAUGCAGCUUCCAUAAUUUACCCUUAUCACUGGACUGUCCCCACAAAGGAAUGACACGGACACUUUUUAUUAAUAUGAAAGCUCAACCUUAGCUUGGACUUCCCAACCAGCUCAUGACUUAAACUAAUUUAUACUAAUCACGUUCUGCCGAGUGGCUCAUUACCUCUCCUCAGUACAGGCACCUGCUGUUUCCUGUGUCCGGCUGGUGAUGCUCCCUCACCUGAUUCUUUCCCUGAGUUCCCACCUCUGCAUCUCUCCCACUUUGCUCUUCAGCUCUUUUCCAAACCAAUCAGAAGGUGAUGGAGAAGAAUGUUUACAAAACACUGAGACAGUUGGUGGUGCUUCAUAAAAACACUACCAAAGUCUGCCAGUGCUCAACACCCUGCUGGCACAGAAAUCAGCAUUUGAAUAACACGAAGACAACCUUUAUACAGUGCACCAGAAUUAUCCCAAUGGGAGGCUCUUCCUCUAACAUCAAUGUUCUAUGUAUAAUAAGAACAAUUAUGAAAACUAUCAGGUAAGAACUACAUUCAGUGUGCAGUCCAUCUGUAUUUGGCAACCUUGGAGAAAGCAUUCCUUUCUCUCUCCUAUUUUGCUGACUCCAAAGUUCUGUGCAUGAUUUACUUUGUCAUAACUUGCAUUACCAACCUCAACAUAUCUUUUUAGACCCAAAAACAUCUUUCAAAGUCCUAAAUAACUUAUACUCACAUGUUGUCUUCAGCCAUAUUAGAGACCUGGGAAGGAGGAUAAGUGUUACCUCAGUAAACAGGAAGUGCAGAGCAAGCGGCUUCCAAAACUAUAGAAAUGACAGAGACUGCUGGCCACCUGGAUAGUCACCCAUCGCUUCUCUGUUCUGUCAGGGCAUCCAUCUUUAGCCUACAGGCUCAGAAUAUCUGACAGAUGUUUCUGUGGAGCAGGAAUUAUGAAGGACUGGCCUACCUUGUCCUCGAAAAGCAUGGCUGUCCAUUUUCUGUUGCCUGAUGGCCUAUAGUUCGGACAGCAUGCUGCCACGGUUAAGGCAAGAGCUUUGUCCUUUUGCCCAGUGGCUAGCUGUGCCACAUUUGAAGCAAACUCCAAUAUGGGGGUUUCUCAAUGCCCAUCAUCUUCUUUGAAGUAGAAUGGGGGUGCUGCCAGGAGCAGACAAGUCUCUGUCAUGAAAAGCCUUUUAUUGCUAUAAAAACAUCUUAGAUGCUAUAUUCUGUAGCUCUCUGAAGGUCGGAAGACCAUCGGUCUACCUAAAGUAUAUCUGAGUAGGCAAAUGUCGCUUGUGUCCAGCUAUCUACUAUCUGCCUAACUUUGAAAACAUCUGUAGAAGGCUAAACCCAGCUUAUUUUUGUAACUAACUAAACUAAUACCUAGCAAGAUGAAAGUUUGAUUUACUAACAAUUUGCACUGGUUAAUUAUCCUAAACAGAUUGUAAUAGUAGCUUUCAAAAGGACUAGCAUGUCACAUUAUGUUUUUAAGUGAGCCCCAUAGGUACAAUACCUAAAACAAGAGUUGAAACAUUAUAUACAUAUAUGUAUAUGUUGUAGCAAAAAUAACCCUAAGUUUGUAUCAGUAUACAAAACUCCAUACCAAUGUAUAACAUUUGAGACUCCCAGGCUGCUGUCCAGUCUAAAAGGAGAUGCACUCACCCCCUUUCAUCCCCUUAUCUUCUUUCCCCUUUUCUUUUCAUCUCUGUUCAUUCCCUAACACUAGAUACUGAGAAAGCAGGAUAAAUGGGAAAGAGAAAGAGAUCCCUGAAUGCCUUGACCAUGAACAAAACCAACUUGUAAACCAACCUCUCUAAACAACAACAUCCAUAACCCACUGAAUGACUGAAAAACCACCCACCCCACCUCUUGGGAAUGAGGGUGUCACGUUUUCAAAAUCGCUUCCUGCUGGCUGGGGGCAACAGCAUCUUUUGGGACCCUAAGGAAGUUGGGAUAUUGGACAAGUCCUGGGAGAACUAGCUGUAUCAUGUUACCCAGUGUGGUGGUUUGUAAGUGCUUGGCCCAGGGAGUGGCACUAUUAGGAGGUGUGGCCUUGUUGGAGGAAGUGUGUCACUAUGGCUAUGAGCUUUGAGAACCUUCUAGCUGCCUGGAAGCCAGUCUUCUCCUGUUUGCCUUUGGAACAAGAUGUAGAACUCUCAGCUCCUCCAACACCAUGCCUGCCUGGAUGCUGCCAUGCUCCUGCCUUGGUGAUAAUGGGCUGGGCCUCUGACCUAUAAGCCAGCCUCAAUUAGAGGUUGUUCUUCUAAGAAUUGGUUGCCUUGGUCAUGGUGUCUCCUCAUAGCAAUGGAAACCCUAACUAAGACAGCUAGUUUCUCUUGGAUGGGAAAGUUCAGAGCUUAAAUAAAGGCCCAGCUGAAACACUGUGUGAGGUGAGACUGAAUUAUCUUAGCUAGCUAUUUUGAAUUUGCUCUGUAUGUAGAUUUUUGGGGAAGCAACUAAAGGCAGUCUGAGGGUGCUUGUCUUGUCUUCAUCCGUGUCUGGUCAUUUUGCUCUGAAAACACACAAACUUUUAAAGGUAUUAUACACUUCUGCAUUAAUAUGGAUUGUGUAGUGUGCACAAAUCAGUUAAAAUGAUUCUCCGCUUUUUGUUUGAGCAGGUACAAGGUAUCAAACUUUCUAAGUCUGUUUGACUGUGUAACCCAGCUAUAGUAUAAAUCUCCAACCAUGCCAUAUGAAAGGACUCUGAAACCCUGUAGCCAACAUACUGUUCAACUAUGCAUAAACAUUCAUGUCUCAGCCAGUCUCAGCUGUCCCUGUGUAGAGGAAUUGGCAUACAGGUCUCCUGUUUUUGCUCUUUUUCUUGGGAUAUCUUUUCUUGACAAUCCAUUAUUUUUCUUUAGAUGUUUCUCUUGCCCAGUAGUGUUUGGAUUCCUCAGUUGGAUGUUUUUCUUUUCCUGGGAAGAUAAAAGCAAAAACCUGCCCUAACCUUAACUCUGGGUCCUUUCAUUGACUAGCAGGAUAUAUCUUUCCUAGGGCAAAAUGCUUUUUGGCAACAGGAAAAAAAAACAAACCUGUAUCUUUGAAAGCGAAAUUAUUAUUACUAAAGUUUGAAACUAAAUAUACCUUAGUAUGUGAAUAAAUAUACUUAUACCCCCUUUCUCUUUAUAAAUUUAAGAUUAAGGGGCUGGAAAGACGGCUCAGUGGUUAAAAGCACUGACCGAUUUGCCAGAGGUCCUGUCAGUGCAAAAGCGGGUGGAGGCAAGGAUAAUCUGUACAGCAUGUGUAUCUUAUUAGUCAGGGGGUGCACACACCACUGAUACCCAAAUCCACAAAAACUCUGCUACUCAUUGCUGUCCUCCCUGCCUUCCUUCUUUCGUUUAAGCUACUAGAAGUCGUCCCGUACUGGAGUACGUGGAACACUUUGUUUUAAUGGCUGAACAAUUUCCCAACCUAAGGAUUACUGCAGUUAGCCUGGGAAUUAUGAGGACCCAAGAGGAUCAACACAGAUACAGAGCUAGCGGCUGAAGACCUGGAGGUGUGGUUCUGAAGAUGUGGUUUUACUCUCAGCUCAGCUCAGAAUUCACUGUUAAUGUUAGGCUGGAGGUUUCGGGAUAAAGAAUCCCCCUCACUCACUCCGCUAACUCUCUUUCUCCAGCCAGAAGUCAGCGCUUGCAGAAGCCGGUGAACCCGACAAAGAGAUUCCUGCGCUUACGAAAGCAGGUGCAAAACACUGGAUAAAGAGGACACUUAGUUCCAAAGUGACCAGUGGACUCGGGCUCCCAAACUUAGGCAAAACUCCAAAAUCUUAUCAAUCACAGCACUGCCUCUCUCCCUUCUGCUACAAAAAGUUCCUAACCCAGUCCAGUCGGUCGACUUCAAAGCCCUCCUAGUGUGAGACAGUAAACUCGCCCGGGAGCGACUAACCCCAAAUAAACCUUUUAAUUCAGUUCAACUGUAUUUAUUGCAGCGGCGGAGGAGGAGCCAUUCAGUUAACUCGGAAUUAUGCGGCUUUUCAGGGACAACCGUCGCAAGCCGGACAUGUCGGAGCGCGAGUCCGCAGUCAGCAGAGCAGUUACGUUUGCGGGCACCUGUAUCUUUGGGCAGCUAGUCAGCUAAUGAGCAGCACUAAAGGUAUGAGGACGCUGGCCCAAUGGAGAUCGAAACCCGGAGGUGAGCGCGUACUUGCGUCGGCUUGGGUCACUUCGCCGUUCUUCCCGGAGUACCGAGUCCCUUAGGUUGCAGGGAUCCUCGUCCCUUUAAGAGGGCUGACCUCCGCUCCGUUACUUCCUUCCCGAAGUGUCUGGGCGCAGGCGCGAGGGAGGGAGUAGGGUGAAGCGGCCUCAAAUUUUCCCCUUAACAGAUAUGGCGACGGCCAGGCUGCCGCGGUUGCGCCCAGCCGUGACGUCACUUCCGGGGCGGGGGAGGCAGAGUGGUGCAGUGAGGGACAAACAAAAGGAGGCGCCGGAGGAGCGCGGCGUCCCGCGGCCGGAGAGGGUGGUGGAGGGCCAAGGCUGCCUGCCCGGCGGCUGCGAGCGGCGAGCCCAGGUGAGUGGGUCGGGUGGGGGGUGAGACGCGCGCUGUCACCUCACGGAACCCACUCGGACGGGCGUUCCGCCCCCUCAAGUUCUAGGAGGCUCUCGCUGCCGGAGACGCCGGCCACCCUGGCCCUUCGCUCGGCUCCGCUCCGCCCUGCCUCCGGCGGGCGCCGGCCCCGGACUCCACCCUCUGGGCCGUGCAGCGGCGCGCGAGCCCCCUCCCGGGCACCCUGUUUUCCGCGCGCGCCUCUCACCCGAGUUUCCGCUGCUCUCCCCAGGCCGCUCUUGCCGCGCUGGUCCCGCAGAUCCGCGCCCCUCUGCGCACGCGUCCCCUUCCCAGAGGUUCCACUCGGGGAUUCUCUUGACAGCUCCCCCACCAGCUCUUUCUGUUCUUGACCCUGGGCUUCCCGGCGCCGGCUUCUUUCCUAGGACCACUCCCUCUUCCUGAUCUUCCUGACUGUCCCCUGCUAUGGGGACGGGAGCACAGGCUUUUGGGACCUCAGACUGGGCCUCCAGGAACGACCGACUCCUGAUAUGAAAGUCCGUUUGGUUCUGUCCCUGUUUUGUGCAUCUCUUGGACAGGAGUGACAGAUAUAGAAUGUUGUUGGUGAGCUGGAGGUCAGCAUAGAUGAUCCCAAGCUGAAAGAACUGCAGAGAGCCUGGGAUGACAGGGGGUGGGGGUUUGUUUUUUGAGACAGGGUCUCAACUAUGCAGCCUUGACUGUCCUCGAACUCUCCAUGUAAACCAGUCUGGCUGGCCUCGAUCUCAUGGAGAUUCGCCUGUUUCCUGAGUGCUGGGUAAAGACGUGGACCUCUAACCUCUGUUUGAGACCUGAGUUCUUGAACCUGCCUUGGGCAGCAGCAGCGUCCAUGGAGCAAAAGGAAUGUCAGGACCCUGUGCAUCCAGACGGGGACCAGCCUCAGCACCAACAGCCAACACAAAGAUAGCAGAGCCAUCUCAGGACAGAAGCUAGACAGCCUGCAGGUCACUUCCUGAGAAAGACCCUACUCCCCUGUACCCUUCUCACCCUUCUGCUGCUCUUCCUUCACACUCGGGACGUCCAGGACACGGGCAGGUUAAACCAUGAUUCCGGUGACAGAGCUCCGCUACUUCGCGGACACGCAGCCAGCAUACCGGAUCCUGAAGCCGUGGUGGGAUGUGUUCACUGACUACAUCUCCAUUGUCAUGCUGAUGAUUGCUGUCUUUGGGGGGACACUGCAAGUCACCCAGGACAAGAUGAUCUGCCUACCUUGUAAGUGGGUCACCAAAGACUCCUGCAACGACUCCUUCCGGGGCUGGGGGGCCUCCAGCCCAGAGCCCACUUACCCCAACUCCACAGUCCUGCCUACUCCUGACACGGGCCCCACAGGUAUCAAGUAUGACCUAGAUCGCCACCAGUACAACUACGUGGAUGCCGUGUGUUACGAGAACCGCCUGCAUUGGUUUGCCAAGUACUUCCCCUACCUCGUGCUCCUGCACACCCUCAUCUUCCUGGCCUGCAGCAACUUCUGGUUCAAGUUCCCACGCACCAGCUCGAAGCUGGAGCACUUCGUGUCUAUCCUGCUCAAGUGCUUUGAUUCGCCAUGGACCACACGGGCCCUGUCAGAGACAGUAGUGGAGGAGAGUGACCCCAAGCCAGCCUUCAGCAAGAUGAAUGGCUCCAUGGACAAGAAGUCAUCCACGGUCAGUGAGGAUGUGGAGGCCACUGUGCCCAUGCUGCAGCGGACCAAGUCACGGAUUGAGCAGGGCAUCGUGGACCGCUCCGAGACAGGUGUGCUGGACAAGAAGGAAGGGGAGCAGGCGAAGGCACUGUUUGAGAAGGUGAAGAAGUUCCGGACCCAUGUGGAGGAGGGGGACAUCGUGUACCGCCUCUACAUGCGGCAGACCAUCAUCAAGGUGAUCAAGUUCUUCCUCAUCAUCUGCUACACCGUGUACUAUGUGCACAACAUCAAGUUUGACGUGGACUGCACCGUGGACAUCGAGAGCCUGACAGGCUACCGCACCUACCGCUGUGCCCACCCUCUGGCCACCCUCUUCAAGAUCCUGGCAUCCUUCUACAUCAGCCUGGUCAUCUUCUACGGCCUCAUCUGCAUGUACACCCUGUGGUGGAUGCUCCGGCGCUCCCUCAAGAAGUACUCGUUUGAGUCGAUCCGAGAGGAGAGCAGCUACAGCGACAUCCCAGACGUCAAGAAUGACUUCGCCUUCAUGUUGCACCUCAUUGACCAGUAUGACCCUCUCUACUCAAAGCGCUUCGCCGUCUUCCUGUCUGAGGUGAGUGAGAACAAGCUGCGUCAGCUGAACCUCAACAACGAGUGGACGCUGGACAAGCUGCGCCAGCGGCUCACCAAAAACGCCCAGGACAAGCUGGAGCUGCACCUCUUCAUGCUGAGCGGCAUCCCGGACACCGUGUUUGACCUGCUGGAGUUAGAGGUCCUGAAGCUGGAACUGAUCCCCGACGUGACCAUCCCGCCCAGCAUCGCCCAGCUCACAGGCCUCAAGGAGCUCUGGCUGUACCACACGGCAGCCAAGAUCGAGGCUCCCGCCCUGGCCUUCCUGCGAGAGAACCUGCGGGCGCUGCACAUCAAGUUCACUGACAUCAAGGAGAUCCCACUGUGGAUCUACAGCCUGAAGACACUGGAGGAGCUGCACUUGACAGGCAACCUGAGCGCAGAGAACAACCGCUACAUCGUCAUUGACGGACUGCGGGAGCUCAAACGCCUUAAGGUGCUGCGGCUCAAAAGCAACCUGAGCAAGCUGCCGCAGGUGGUCACGGACGUGGGCGUGCACCUGCAGAAGCUGUCCAUCAACAAUGAGGGCACCAAGCUCAUCGUCCUCAACAGCCUCAAGAAGAUGGUUAACCUGACAGAGCUGGAGCUGAUCCGCUGCGACCUGGAGCGUAUCCCUCACUCCAUCUUUAGCCUCCACAACCUGCAGGAGAUCGACCUGAAGGACAACAACCUCAAGACCAUCGAGGAGAUCAUCAGCUUCCAGCAUCUGCACCGCCUCACCUGCCUUAAGCUGUGGUACAACCACAUCGCCUACAUCCCCAUCCAGAUCGGCAACCUCACCAACCUUGAGCGCCUCUACCUGAACCGCAACAAAAUCGAGAAAAUUCCCACCCAGCUCUUCUACUGCCGCAAGCUGCGCUACCUGGACCUCAGCCACAACAACCUGACCUUGCUCCCCGCUGACAUUGGCCUCUUGCAGAACCUCCAGAACCUGGCCGUCACAGCCAAUAGGAUCGAGGCGCUCCCCCCGGAGCUCUUCCAGUGUCGGAAGCUGCGGGCUCUACACCUGGGCAACAAUGUUCUGCAGUCACUGCCCUCGAGAGUGGGUGAGCUGACCAACCUGACGCAGAUUGAGCUUCGGGGCAACCGGCUGGAGUGCCUGCCCGUGGAGCUGGGCGAGUGUCCCCUGCUCAAGCGCAGCGGCCUGGUGGUAGAGGAGGACUUGUUCAGCACACUGCCGCCUGAGGUGAAGGAACGGCUCUGGAGAGCUGACAAGGAGCAGGCCUGAGCACAGCCUGGAGGAGCAGCACAGAGCCGCAGCACACCCUCAGGCCAGCGGGCAGCCCAGCUCUCCCCAGACUGCUGGACAGCCAGCCGGGCCCAGCCAAACAGAGGCUGGGCCAGAGCAGAAAACGGGGACUGAGGGGCUGGCCCCUUUUCUCCUGCUGGGACAUGUACACCCAGGGCAGGCACUUGCUGGAGACCAGCAUCUCAGAAUGCAGUGUUUGGACAAUCAGGGUCUUCACGCUGGAGCCCUCUCUGCCUCAGUGCUGGGCUGAGCCAGCCCCCAAGCAAGGCCCAGGAACAGUAACCUAGAUCUGGGUAUUUAUUUCCACUUCCCACCUUCUCCUUCCAGAUAACUUACACAUUCCCAAGAGGGUCGGGCUCUGUGGGCAGUGUUUAGCACCCUGGCAGUCACCUUUUUCUUUUUCGGGUGAUACUGACAGAAUCAAAUCAAGUGCCCAUCCGUCCAGACUUGGGCAGGGUUGGGUAGGGUGAGCCAGCCGCAGGACGGUUGCCGUAUUGGCACUGGGCUAGGCUCUGGCAGCAAAGCGUGCGGGAGACCAGGCCUCCAGGUUGAAGGGUCAGGCCUGGGCUUGCCCCAUCAGUUUUUGAAGCAAUUUUAGAUUUUUUUUUCUUUUUUUUAAGCAAGGGUUUUUUGGGGGGGAGGGAGUUGGUUGUUUUUUUAAGCUUUGAAAUGAUGGGUGAGGUAUUUAAAAAAAAAAAUUAAAAAAAAAAAGACACUAAAGGCCAGUGAGUUGAAGUCUCAGGUGGGUGGUAUUUCCCCCUUGAGCAAAGCAGCAAGACAUUGAACAAAAUUUCCUCUCCCUGGGGUGUGGGCCAGGAUGUCUUCCCAGUCUGUCCUGACCUUGGUCCAGAAGUGCUAUUUGCUCUUCUCGUCUCCUGGGGCAGGCUUUUAUUUUGUUUGCUUUUAAGGUUUUGUUUUUUUUUUCCUUUUUUUUUUUUUUUUGGUGUCCUGUUAUUUUUUUUCUCCUCCAUGGGCCUUGGCAGGCACUCUUUUCAUGGCUGUCAGCCAAAAGGAAGGCUCUGGAGCUGCCAAGAAUGGGGGAGACUUGGGCUGGCUAAUUCCCAGAUGAACGGUGCUCCAUCCCCCUCCCCACCCCCAUAAUGCCCCUCCACGCACAGUGUUAAGGAGCCCAGAGCAGCUGCUUCCCCCGUCCCCCCAACCCAGCCCCCAACUCUGUCCCCACAUCAAGGAUUUGCUCAAUACCACCUCUCGCCUCUUCUGCUUACAUUAGCUCUGUCACCAUCUGGUCCAUCGUGAAGAGCUGACAUUUAGAGGUAGAUUGGGCAUGAGAGGUCACCACUGGGAGGGCAGGCUCCCCAGUUUUGGGGUUCCAGGACAGUUGUUACUGGGCGCCUGGUUUGCACACAGUACAGUUAGCAUCUAGUGGUGGUAAGCCACUCUGCUUUAGAUCAGUCACUAGGGUCCCCACCUAGAAGGGUCCUUGCCUUAGAUCAAUCCCACGGACACUAAGGCACGUUUAGCGUCUCUUGUCUUAAUGAUUGUGUCUGUCUCCGUCAAUUUGUGUUUUCCGCGUCAUGUCGUUGGAUGUAACCCUUGGAAAUACUGCACACUAGCCUCUGACAACCACGAAGCAAUCCGUUACUCAUGGGUCUGACUUGUAGACUCAGUUCAGAUAUCAAAUAAAUCUAUAACACAA
This is a messenger RNA of Rattus norvegicus (Norway rat), 11267 nucleotides long. It is a transcript of the gene Lrrc8a, whose product is annotated as leucine rich repeat containing 8 VRAC subunit A. The record is from RefSeq and is a predicted model, not a curated record. Gene Ontology annotation, molecular function: cyclic-GMP-AMP transmembrane transporter activity; identical protein binding; volume-sensitive anion channel activity. Gene Ontology annotation, biological process: positive regulation of insulin secretion; response to osmotic stress; chloride transmembrane transport. Gene Ontology annotation, cellular component: lysosomal membrane; monoatomic ion channel complex; membrane. Lineage: Eukaryota; Metazoa; Chordata; Mammalia; Rodentia; Muridae.